Sesamum indicum (sesame) is the source of this 1763-nucleotide messenger RNA. Its product is annotated as alpha/beta-Hydrolases superfamily protein. The record is from RefSeq and is a predicted model, not a curated record. NCBI's taxonomy places the organism in Eukaryota, Viridiplantae, Streptophyta, Magnoliopsida, Lamiales, Pedaliaceae. Gene Ontology annotation, biological process: lipid metabolic process.
AUUUUCUUUCAACUGAAACAGCAGUGCGAAAAUCAAACUCACAUUCACCGUCUGUUUUCUGGUGGGUAAAAAUGCAUAAAAUCUUCCAUUCUUGCACAUGCCACACAGUGCUCGUCCCCCUCCUUUCUCUCUCUAGACCCUUUUUCUCUUUUCAAGAUUCUCUCUCUUAAAUUCUUGAACUUUCCAUGAUCACCAUCACCAAGAUCCCUUUCCAGCCCACUGUUACUAACCCAAAACCCACUUCGAAUUUUCGAUUUUCUGGUGUUGUGGUGAAUUUUCACUUGGGAUUUUCAGCAAGAUCAAGAAUUAGAGUGUGUCGUAGAUUGUGGUGGGUGGAUGAGCGUGGGGAAAUGGAAUUUAUAAGAAAACUGAGUAGGGGUUGCUUCAGGGGGCGCAGUUCGAAGAAGGAGAGGAAGGUGGAAGUAGAGUCUACCAACGGCGGCGAAGAUGUUUUUGAUGCGGCGGCCGCGGAAGCUAAAGUCCAGCCUGACCAUCUUGUCAUCAUGGUUAACGGAAUCAUUGGAAGUGCUGCAGAUUGGAGAUAUGCUGCUGAGCAGUUUGUGAAGAACCUUCCUGAUAAAGUCAUUGUUCACCGUAGCGAGUGCAAUCCUUCAAGGUUGACUUUUGAUGGUGUUGAUAGGAUGGGUGAAAGGCUAGCUGAAGAGGUGAUGGAUGUCAUCAAGCAUUGGGAAGGGGUUUCCAAAAUUUCAUUUGUGGCUCACUCCUUAGGUGGACUUGUUGCACGAUAUGCCAUUGGAAGGUUAUACAGACUUUCAUCCAAAACGGAAUCUGCAAGUCUUCCUAGUUACAACUCGAACUGGGAAGCAAAGAAUGCUGCCACACAUGAAGCUAGUAUAGGUGGACUGGAACCCAUAAACUUUGUGACAUUUGCAACCCCACAUCUGGGUUCAAGAGGGCAUAAACAGCUCCCGCUCCUUUGUGGUCUUCCUUUCUUGGAAAAAAGUGCUUCACAAACUGCACACUGGAUUGCUGGAAGAUCAGGAAAGCAUCUUUUCCUCACUGAUAAUGAUGACGGGAAACCACCUCUCCUUUUGCGGAUGGUGAAUGACUAUGACGACCUUCACUUCAUGUCUGCUUUGCAUUCGUUUAAGCGUCGGGUAGCAUAUGCCAAUGCAAACUAUGAUCAUGUGGUGGGAUGGAGAACCUCAUCAAUCCGCCGUCAAAACGAGCUACCAAAGUCAAAUGUUCUCAUGAAUGAUAUGAAGUAUCCACAUAUCGUAUACAUAGAACGAGGAAUAACUGAAGAUGGAACUAGCAAAGCAUCCUCUUCUGUUGGAACACAAGUUAUCGACUUGGAAGAGGAGAUGAUUAGAGGUCUUAAUCAAGUAUCUUGGGAGCGCGUUGAUGUUAGUUUUCAUAAAAGCAGACAGCGAUAUGUUGCGCAUAAUACCAUUCAGGUGAAGAGCUACUGGUUAAAUUCAGAUGGUGCUGAUGUGGUUCAACAUAUGAUAGACAACUUCCUUCUGUAGCUUUCUGUACUUCAACAUUUGAUGUAUCACUUCCUCCUGUAUGUAGCUCUAUGUACAUGGAUUCUUUUUCCACUUUGUAAUUUAUCAAGCAUGAAUAUGUUAUUAACCUCCUUUUCUUGUGUAUAUUUUUCUCAAUUUUGGUAAGUUUUCGGUAUUGUUCUUCGACAAACGAACUGUGUAAUUGUCUCAACAUUUAUAUUACUAUAGAAUGUCGAUAUUAUUCCGUAUAUACCGUUUAGAAAUGGUAAUUAACAAAUAUCAUCUGAUGUGAUA